This is a messenger RNA of Saprolegnia diclina VS20, 759 nucleotides long. RefSeq lists its product as hypothetical. Gene Ontology annotation, cellular component: extracellular region. The record is from RefSeq and is a predicted model, not a curated record. The transcript has a single exon. The coding region runs from base 32 to 613 and encodes 193 amino acids. Gene Ontology annotation, molecular function: cellulose binding. Gene Ontology annotation, biological process: carbohydrate metabolic process. Lineage: Eukaryota; Oomycota; Saprolegniomycetes; Saprolegniales; Saprolegniaceae.
UUGCGAGCGGCCUGCACACGCCCCUUGCACGAUGUACUUGCUCUUGCUCGUGUUCCUCCUCCUCACCUCGGUGAUGGCCCAAGACGCCAUCUGCGCCGACAAGUUCGACGAGUGCAACUGGCCGCGCGCUGCGUGCUGCAAGGACCCAGGCUUUGUCUGCACCAAGAAGAGCGACAGCUUCUCAUUGUGCGAGCCCAAGCCCAGUGCGCAGCAAUGCGCCGCGAACUUUAGCCAGUGCAACGGGCAGGACUGGCCGUUUGGUAUCUGCUGCAAGGACAAGCGCUUCGCAUGCACCUACUACAGCGAACAGCUCUCGCUCUGCGAGCCCAAGCUGGUGGCCACGACGGCAGACAGCGAGCAGUGCGCCGAGAAGUACAGUCAGUGCGACGGCCAGUAUUGGUCGCUAGGUGUCUGCUGCAAGGACCCGGGCUUUGCGUGCACGAAGAAGACCGCGUACAUCUGGCUGUGCGAGCCCGUCGGGCGCAGCGCCUUGGCUCAAUGCGGCGGCGAGAAUUACUCGGGCAAGACGACGUGCAAGAAGGGGUCGACUUGCGCCAAGGUGCAUGACGCGUACUACCACUGCCAGCCGACGCCCGCACGACGUUUGCGAUAGCAUUCGGCAUCGACAUCGCCACGCCAACAAGGCGCCUUGUCGCUCUCACAGUGCAUUUUCCUUGGGCGAAAUCUUGAUUUAUGUUUGAAACCUGAAGUUUUCGUGAAUUGGAAGCACUUGUUCAAUCCAACCACCUUCAACUCGGC